GUACUACUACUACCAUCGCACUGCGGAGAUACACCUUUUGCCAAUUUGCACUUAGGCAUCCCAGUCGGCAUGUAUGCUCCACGAUGACUCAGCUGCCGUGAGGUUUCCCGGCCUUGGUUAUUUUCUAGCUACUUCUGCGCAUUAUUUAUCACAUUCCACCUUUUCCUGCACAAAGUAAUGCACGCAGCUGGGACGUAACUUAACCCCUAGAGAAAGAGAACAUGGCCAAUAUCAUUCGUUCUCCAAAGUCAUGCGGCAAAUGGGAUGACAAUGAAUUGAUCGCAUACAACAUAACCGUCACUGCUGUACCAUCACAACAAUUCUUUCCCCAGGGAACAGAUGUGCCUCUAACCGCGGCAGGACUUGAUCCCGCACUCGCCACCGCCGACUCGUACAGCAUUAGCGACUUCGCUUGUCAGCUUCUCAUUACUCUUGGCUUCGAAGAACAUCGGUAUCGCGUGUGUCGACGGUUGGAGAUCCCGUUGGAAAUCUGUGAUGACAUCCGCAAAUUCGCGGAGAUAAGCUUGGGCUUGCAGGACCUUGGUUCAACAGAGAUGGUACCUCUUCUACAAAUGAACAAGACGCAGAUAGGUCGCUCAAAUGUCGAAGCACAUAUGAUUUCAGCAGCCAUUGCGGCCUACCAGUUCAACAAUAGCAUGCGACAAGAGAAGGGCCUGCAUCCACUUGAUGCCAUGACCAUGCCCUUGCCGUUGAGCGAUGCAGUCAUUUCCUGUCAAUAUCCGUCAGCUAGGACUGAGGUGUUGAAAUGCGAGGUCGCUAGUGACUGCAAAGGUGGCAUGGAGGCACUGGAAUACAGGCUCGUCGCCUUGCAGUAUUAUGUUGCAUUCAAAUCCCUUGCGAAAAGCCACUGGGAGAAGUUUAUUCCUUAAAACUUGAAUCACUUAUAAGUAUACGACGUGUACAACUUGUAACAUUAUUUAGAUAUCGAAACAGCCAAAAACUGCUUUUCAGUAA
Suillus discolor is the source of this 975-nucleotide messenger RNA. RefSeq lists its product as uncharacterized. NCBI's taxonomy places the organism in Eukaryota, Fungi, Basidiomycota, Agaricomycetes, Boletales, Suillaceae. Bases 222 to 890 code for a protein of 222 amino acids. The transcript is spliced from 5 exons. The record is from RefSeq and is a predicted model, not a curated record.